Molecule: messenger RNA, 1503 nt
Organism: Salvia hispanica
Lineage: Eukaryota; Viridiplantae; Streptophyta; Magnoliopsida; Lamiales; Lamiaceae
Gene: ADNT1
Product: adenine nucleotide transporter 1
Biological process (GO): transmembrane transport
Source: RefSeq, a predicted model, not a curated record
CGUUAAAAUCAGGUGAAAGUGAAGCAGGGCUCUCUCAUUUCACACAAGCGCCGUCACAUAAACCACAACCACUCACAAAACACACACUCACUGCGCAUCUCCUCCGCCGGCGCCACGCGACGUCUUGUGGAUUGCUGAUUCCACAUCGAUCGUUGACCUAGGGCUUUUCUAAUUGUUUUUAUUUUUGUUUCGGGGGUUUGAUGGCGUCGGAGGAUGUGAAGACGAGCGAAUCGGCGGUGUCGAAGAUUGUCAAUCUGGCGGAGGAGGCCAAGCUGGCCAAGGAGGAAAUCAAGCCUACUAAAUAUCAAGUUUACAGUAUCUGCAAAUCUCUCGUAGCUGGUGGUGUCGCCGGAGGAGUGUCGCGAACUGCUGUAGCUCCUUUGGAACGUCUAAAAAUUCUGCUUCAGGUUCAAAGUUCUCAGAAUAUAAAGUACAAUGGUACUAUUCAAGGAUUGAAGUAUAUAUGGAGAACUGAGGGAUUCAGGGGCUUAUUCAAAGGCAAUGGCACCAAUUGUGCUCGGAUUGUCCCAAACUCAGCAGUAAAAUUCUUCAGCUAUGAGCAAGCAUCCAAGGGUAUAUUAUAUGCAUAUCGGCAACAAACAGGAAAUGAGGAUGCUCAGCUGACUCCUCUUUUACGCCUGGGUGCUGGAGCUUGUGCUGGAAUAAUUGCCAUGUCUGCCACAUACCCAAUGGACAUGGUUCGAGGCAGAAUUACUGUACAGACAGAAGCGUCCCCUUAUCAAUAUAGGGGAAUGGUUCAUGCAUUAUCCACCGUGCUUCGAGAGGAAGGCUUCCGUGCCCUAUACAAGGGUUGGCUUCCUUCUGUUAUUGGAGUUGUUCCGUAUGUUGGUCUCAACUUUGCUGUGUAUGAAUCCCUUAAAGAUUGGUUAAUCAAAUCUAAAGCCUUUGGGCUUGUUGAAGAAAAUGAAUUGGGUGUUGCAACAAGGCUUGCAUGUGGGGCCGCUGCAGGCACAGUUGGACAAACUGUUGCCUACCCACUCGAUGUCAUCCGUAGGAGAAUGCAGAUGGUUGGAUGGAAUAACGCUUCUUCAAUUGUCACUGGUGACGGGAGAAGCAAGGCGGCCCUUGAGUACACAGGCAUGGUUGAUGCUUUCAGGAAAACCGUGAGGCACGAAGGCUUCAGGGCAUUGUACAAGGGUCUGGUCCCCAAUUCGGUGAAGGUUGUCCCAUCGAUAGCUAUUGCAUUUGUGACAUACGAACAAGUGAAAGAGUUGCUCGGGGUAGAGAUUAGGAUAUCUGAUUGAUUCGUCUUGUCAGAGUGCUGAGACGUUCACUCUGUUAUUUUUGUCUCGAGGAGAGGAGGAAUUAGUGUUAGACCCUCUUUGCAGAGAGAGAGGGAAGCUGCGUAGCGUUCUAACUUGUGUUCAUAUAUCUAUCUCCUGUGACCAAUAGUUCGCUCAGUUGAAAUGCUGUCUCAAUAAGAUAAGUGCAGAAGAAUGAAUGAUGCCAAUAAUAGCUUCUCUGUUUAUGCUUUUGGUUUUA